This is a messenger RNA of Xenopus tropicalis (tropical clawed frog), 3403 nucleotides long. It is a transcript of the gene r3hcc1l, whose product is annotated as R3H domain and coiled-coil containing 1 like. The record is from RefSeq and is a predicted model, not a curated record. Bases 373 to 2499 code for a protein of 708 amino acids. The transcript has 8 exons. NCBI's taxonomy places the organism in Eukaryota, Metazoa, Chordata, Amphibia, Anura, Pipidae.
CGUUUCUUUACGUGGUUGUGACGUCAUACUCUCGCGAGAGGACGCCAGUGCCGUCUGGGUUCGCUGUCCUGCAGGAGUCAGGGAGACAGACUUUACCUGCGCUGCGGGACUUUUAAACAGCGUCCCGGGACUGCGGGAUGUGUUAAUAAAUAUAGACUGUUCCUGGGAAAGCGGCGCUUCUGGGCGACUCAAAGAGAACUGGAAUGGAGUCCUGCCGCUCAUCCAAACCCAAUGUUUGACACUUGCAGUAGCCAGAUAAAUAUUUAGCAUGUCAAACGUGUAAUAUGCUCAGUGUCGCAGGGAUGAGGAUUCAGGGGGAUACACGAUCUUGAGGCUAAAGUGGUCUGCGGUAUUACACAAACGUUUGCUAAUAUGCAGGAUAAAUUGGAGAAGUGCAGACCUCGUCCUCGGAGGCCUGACAAGGAGCUGUAUGUGCCGAAAGCUAGACGGAGAAAUGCAACACAAGAGACAGAACUGGAAUAUGCCCUUGAAAACAGCACCGAGCAAAGGAAUGAAUGUGCUUGUGAUGCACAGGGUCAGACAAAGACUGACAAAAGAAUGUCCCACAAGAAAUCUCCCGGCCAUCAUGCACGAGGAGAAGGCAAAUUGACCACUGGAUCAAGGGACACUGGGCCACAAGUCAAGGAUAGGAAAUCUUUAAGGACCCCUGUAGCACAGAAACACAGUGAUCAAAAUAAAAGGAAUCAGGUGGCAGAAACAACAGAAGCUGAGGACAAUGCUUUGUUAUAUGAGGCAGUUAACACGAUAAGAAUUAAUGAGGCAAAGGAGGCAUUAUUACCGGGCUUGGAUAACAGCCUUGUGGCUGCGUCUCCUGUUGCGUCUGUUGCAUCUAGUCAGAAUUCUGCUCUGUCAAAGCAAGCUGAACAGGUUGUGGCCCAGAGCAAUUCUGACUGUCACAGACUUCCAAAACAGCUUGAAAACAUAAAACCAGGCCUAGCAGAGAGCGAAGGGGAGCAAAAUAGCUCCAGAAGGGAAGAUCACAUCAAGGAAUGGUGUCAGUCUAGCAGGUUAGAAAUGUGUGGUGCAGCCAAGACAGAGUUGAAGGAGACUCUGACUCUGAGCUUAUUGCACAGUGAGGAGCAGGUUAUAAAAAAAGGAUCGGUGUCAGCGUCUGACAGGGAAAUGUCAGGCUUAGUGGCCAGUGCCCCAUCCAGCAGCUUUGAUCAUAUAACACAGAAUCCAGGCAAUACCACUGACUGCUUGAGGGAUGGCUCACAUUACCAUUCAUAUAGUGCUGAAGUCAUCUCUGCCACUGAUAUUAAUAUCUGUACAGAGAAAGCUAAGCAGCAUGCACUUUGCUCAAACGAAGCACCAAUAAAUGCUUCCGGGGCAUUAUGCAAAAAACAAGAAACUAAUAUUAAGGAGACAUUAGAUAAGAUAUCAAGAGUCCUGGAGAAUGAAUUUCCGGAUGGGGGUGUAGUCUCUGUAAGCAGUCCCAGUAGCAUUGCCAAUGAUAAAGAUAUCACAGAUUUUAAAGGGUGUGAAAGCAGCGGAGAUAAAAUGGAUGGUGUUGCUUCCUCCCAAAUUGUCAUAGUUUGUAACAGUACAGAGCCACGAGAUUCUGAACCUAUGGGUGGGGGCCAGGGAAGUUGCAGUGAUAUACCUGUAAAUGAUACAGGUAUGGGAUUAGUGAGCCUAAGCAAUAAAACAGCCUGUGAAAGUACAGGAGAGAUCAUCACAGACAGGCCAUGUAAUAACUCAGGGCUAACAUCGACUUGCUCAGUCACAGACAGUAGAUUGGCUGGCUCUGAUGUAACAGGUUCAUUUAGUAGCACUAACAAGCUUUAUGAAAAGGACACCAAGGGAAGAACUAAUGUGACCUCUUCAGGGGUAUCAUUAGAAAAUGAAGAUCUGGCUUCGUGUACUGGGAGUGCUGAUGCUAAUGAGAGCUGGGAUGCUCUUUUUAAUGAUGAUGGGGACUGUCUCGACUCUCAUCUUCUGGAACAGCUGACAAAUAGGGAUGAAAAGGUUAUUCAAGAGCCAAGAUUUAACUAUUAUGACUAUGAACCUAAAGAAAUGGAGUUGGACGACUUAGAACUGGCACACGUGAUCGAGAUUUAUGACUUUCCAGCUGAAUUUAAGACGGAGGAUUUAAUUCGAGCAUUUGCCAGCUACCAAAAGAAAGGAUUCGAUAUCAAAUGGGUUGAUGAUACUCACGCCCUUGGCUUAUUUGCCAGUCCUAUAACAGCUCGUGAUGCACUCAGUUCCAAAAAUCCAAUGGUUAAAGUCCGUCCCUUGUCACAAGCCACGAGGGCCUCUAAAGCCAAAGCAAGGGCAUGCUCUGAGUUCCUGCAGCCUGCUAAAGAGCGUCCAGAAACGUCUGCGGUUCUUGCAAGGAGACUUGUGAUUAGUGCCCUGGGAGUGCGCAGCACACAGACCAAAGCUGAACGGGAGGCUGAACGUAAAAAGCUAAAAGAAGCAAAAGAGAGAAGGCAUUUAGAAGCUAAGCAGCGUGAGGAUGCCUGGGAAGGCAGGUGAUGGCACCGAUGUUUGAACACAGCGAGGAGAAUGACAUGAAUCUCUAACAGAGAACUUCUGAACAAGAAUAAAAGAUUCAAGCUUGGAACACGUACACUGGGUGUGACCCAUUCAUGGAGCAUUUGUUUGGCAGAGGAAGAAUAAAGAGACUGGCUUACACAGCAGAAAUAGUAGGAGGCAGUGUGUGAAAUAAGCAGUGGUGGCCCACCAGUGAGUGAUCCCUGAAUCCUGCCUCAAUAUAUAGCUGGCCAUACACAGGGCAACAGUGCUACUAACUUUGCCACUCUGCAUGGGCACAAAAUGACAAAUUUGCCUCAACUGUAUCUGCUUGGAUCUGAGCUAGAUAUCUGUUAGACAUGUCCUUUCUCCUGAUGGGCCUCUGUAUGUCAUUAUUGUUAUCUGAUCUAUGGCCUGGGUGUCAAAGAUUCACCAUCCGGCCAACUUAAAUUCUAAAGGCAUGGUAUUAUAACACCACUCCUGCUUUUAACGCCCAGGAAAACCCAUGUAUUGAGUAGCCCCAGCUAAAUAUAAUGAUUUGCCAAAGUUUGUAGUUAGCAUUUGUGAUGGAAUAGCACAUUGGCCACUUCUAUAGUGGAGUGAUCCUGUUUUACUGUUAUCACUCCAGUUUGCAAAUAAAAGGUUAUUUUUGGUUAGAGCAAAUAACAAUUAUAAGUUUUACAUACAAGUUAUGUUAUACAUUUAAGGUGGAAACUAGAUCUGAUGCAGUUUGCUUUUCUUAAAAGGUUGCGCCUGUGAACAGUUUCUCCACGACCAUAUUUUUACAUAGAAAUUAUAUAUUGUAACUUAAGGAGAACCUGUUUAGAAGAUCUCAAGCCAAUAAAGAAGAAUAUUUAUUAAUUUUUUUUAUUGACUUUAAAAUAAAAAAAUAUAUAUAUAUUCUUAA